Papilio xuthus (Asian swallowtail) is the source of this 3325-nucleotide messenger RNA. It is a transcript of the gene Prestin, whose product is annotated as solute carrier family 26 member prestin. The record is from RefSeq and is a predicted model, not a curated record. The transcript has 18 exons. The coding region runs from base 425 to 2512 and encodes 695 amino acids. Gene Ontology annotation, biological process: transmembrane transport. Gene Ontology annotation, cellular component: membrane. Lineage: Eukaryota; Metazoa; Arthropoda; Insecta; Lepidoptera; Papilionidae.
GUGCCAAUAAAAAUCAAUUAGGUUCAGUGUGCUUUAGAUUCCUGACCUUUUUACUACCGAGAGUGUCGUAGAAGAUUUUUAUUUAAUAUCAAAGGUAAACAAACCCACAGUGCACAGAUAAUAUGAAAUAAGAGACGACAUUGAAAUCAGAUGACCAUGCCCAUACAGCAACGAAACGAAAUGCCUCACAGUCUGACAGUACCUAAUUGACAGUCGGCGUAGAAAGACGCGCGCGAAUUUUUUUCUUGAGGACUUUUUAUCGUUCGGAAACAUUGGUGUCAAUUAGAUUGUUUAUUUUUAAUUGUCUUAAUUUUGUGUGUUAUAAACGAUUUAUGACAACAGUUUUUCUUAUAUUUUCUUAAUUACUUAAGUGAAAAUCAAGUACAAAGUUGCUAUGACUUAAGACAAGUGAAGUGAAGUUACAAUGAAGAACGAAGCAAAGGAGUGGGAGAAGGAAAGACUUAAUCCUAAUGGAUGGUUGUCGGCCCGACCCAGCCAGCAGUUCAAUGUAGUCCGUCGGGUAUAUCAGCAGGAUGUCCUGAACAAGGACGCCGACUACCAAGUACCUGAUAAGCCAUUGAGUUAUCGCUGCAAGAAGGCGGUCCAGAGUUGUGGCUUCGGCGAUUGCCUGCUGAAUUCUGUGCCGAUCGCACGAUGGCUGCCCCGGUACAGUGCCGGCCGCGACCUGGUAGGCGACCUGGUUGCUGGUGCCACCACAGCUGUCAUGCAUAUACCGCAGGGUAUGGCAUAUGCGUUGCUGGCAGAAGUACCGCCCAUCGUGGGCCUGUACAUGGCCUUCUUUCCAGUCCUUAUAUACGUCAUCUUUGGCACCUCGCCGCACGUCUCCAUGGGGACCUUUGCCGUCGCCUGCCUAAUGGCUGGGAAGGUUGUUACUCAAUAUUCGACUCAUCCAGACUACGCUAAUUUAAUGAAUGCGACAGCCAAUGUUACGACAGGUGGUGUUAUAGCAGGUCCCCAGUACACUCCACUACAAGUUCUAAGCAUUGUUUGUCUGUCUGUUGGAUUCUUUCAGGUAAUAAUGUGGAUGUUGCGUCUCGGAGCUGUUUCCACGUUGCUGUCAGAGCCUUUAGUAUCAGGUUUUACGACGGCCGCCUCCUUCCAAGUCCUCUCCUCUCAACUCAAAGAUCUCUUCGGUGUCAAGAUCAGUAAAAUUGGACCGAAUUAUAAAGUUGUUUUGACAGUUAUAGAAGUAGUGAAAAACUUACCGAGCUUGAACUGGGCGGCGGUGAUCAUCUCUGCCAUCACCUGUCUCAUCAUCGCUCUUAAUAACGAAAUCUUGAAGCCGAUAGUAAGCAAGUUGAGUCGAGUGCCAGUUCCCGUGGAGCUGCUGGCGAUCGUUGUGGGCACGCUGGUCUCCAGGUUCGGCAGCCUCAAGGAACAAUUCGGGAUAGCACUAGUGGGAAAUAUACCUACAGGUCUGCCAGUACCCGAGGUGCCGCCAGUAGAGCUGUUCCCGUCUGUAGCACUGGACGCGUUCACGAUCACGAUGGUCACCUAUACUAUAUCAAUGUCCAUGGCUCUAAUAUUCGCUUCCAAAGAGAAAUAUGAAAUCGAUGCGAACCAAGAACUUCUUGCUUUGGGUGCAAGCAACGUGUUUGGUUCUUUCUUCGGGUGCGCACCAAUCUGCGCCAGUCUGUCUCGCUCCUACAUACAGUAUCAAGCGGGCAGCAAGACAGGAGUGACGACAGUGGUGAGCGCGUGUCUGAUCCUGUGCGUGUUGCUGUGGAUAGGACCAUUCUUCGAGCAGCUGCCGCGCUGUGUGCUCGCUUCCAUCAUUGUCGUCUCCCUUAAAGGCAUGUUCAUGCAGGUCAAGGAGUUGCGCAAAUUUUGGCGGCUAAGUAAACUGGACGCGAUUGUUUGGCUCGUCACUUUCCUGACCACUGUUCUCGUCAACAUUGACAUCGGUUUGGCGGCGGGUCUUCUAGCAAGUGUGGGCACGCUGUUCUGCAGGUCUCAGAAGCCCUACACCUGUCUGCUCGGACGCGUACUUGACACGGACCUGUAUCUGGAUACUAAGAGAUACAGAGCUGCGGAAGAGAUCCCCGGCAUAAAAAUCUUCCACUACUGUGGCGGUCUGAACUUCGCCAGCAAGAACUUGUUCCGAUCGACCCUGUUCCGCAAGAUCGGCUACCUGAAGCCCGCGGAAACCACGCAGGAGGAAGACAACCUCACCAAGAGCGAGUCUUUCGAAUGGGACCCUACUAUUGGACAUAGAGUUCAAUGCGUGAUAAUAGAUGCGACGGCACUUUCAUACGUGGACGCGCCAGGUAUCCGCAGCCUGGUGGCGGUGCAACGCGAGCUGGCCGCCAGCAGCAUCACCGUACUCCUGGCUGGAGCUAACGGUCCAGUUUUAGAAAUGAUAGAUCGCUACAAUUCUUUAGAAAGUGAACAAUUGCAGUUAGACACUUUCCCUACAGUACACGACGCAGUUGUUUACUAUAAAAUUUUAACUUCAAGAAAAGAACAGCCUGCUUUGACUAUUGUAUCAUGAUUUUCAAAUCUUUUUAUACAAAUAAAACUGUUUAUAAGAAUAAAUAACAGAUAAACUGUUAUUUCCAAGCGUUAAUAGCAUAUGUUAUGCUAUUUAACGUUAUGUUAUUGCUAAUAGCUUUAACUGUUAUUUAAAAAGUUGAAUGUAAGAUUGUAAAUAACUGUUUAAUUUUGAAUUGAGUUAUUUUUUAGUUUUAAAAAAUAAGCCGUUAUUUUGAAACAGGAAAGUACUUAUUAAACGGAUUUGUACUUUUUUAUAAAUGAAAUAAAGCUCAAUUAUAUAGUAAAAGGGAACAAACAUAAUUAAAAAAUUGAUAAAAUACAAAGACAGCUAAAAACAUUUCAAGCUAAAUACAUAUUUAUAUGUAUACUUAUAUAUUUGUAUAGCAUUACGCUCGAAUAUUUUCAUAGACAAUGGACCUCUUAAUUUUUGGUUUGGAAGGUCAUGCAGUUCUUUUUUUUAUAAUGGACAAUAUAAAUGAAAAUUAAAUUAUUUGAAAUGGUAUAUAACAUUUUUUAUUCGAUAAAAUCAAAGUGAUAUUUCGAUUACUAUUUGUUACUUAAAAUGUACAGUCAGCUGCAUUAAUAUGUAUUUAUAAAGUUGCAGUAACUUGUAGUUGUCUUCGGUUUUAAAAAUAUAUAAGCACGUAUAAAUCGUUAUUCUUCCAACUAUGAAUACUUGGUAUUGGCGAAGACGUGUUUACUUUAUUUUUGUAAUCGAAACAGAAAAACGAGAUUCUACAAAGUGUUGUAAAUCUUACUAAUAUUAUAAAUGUGAAUUUUUAGGUGGAUGGAUAUUUGUUAGUAGGUAUCU